Pecten maximus is the source of this 6017-nucleotide messenger RNA. RefSeq names its product synaptosomal-associated protein 25-like. The record is from RefSeq and is a predicted model, not a curated record. NCBI's taxonomy places the organism in Eukaryota, Metazoa, Mollusca, Bivalvia, Pectinida, Pectinidae. The coding region runs from base 108 to 797 and encodes 229 amino acids. The transcript is spliced from 9 exons. Gene Ontology annotation, cellular component: SNARE complex; plasma membrane. Gene Ontology annotation, biological process: synaptic vesicle priming; exocytosis; synaptic vesicle fusion to presynaptic active zone membrane. Gene Ontology annotation, molecular function: syntaxin binding; SNAP receptor activity.
UAUAUGUGACGUCAUUUUGCGGCAGGAAGAGGUGUCCGAUUUGGCAGCCUGAAAAUCGUGAAUAUCGUCUUUUAUAUCGUUACAGCAAAGAUAACUAUUAAUCCAUCAUGAGUAACCAGGAGGACAAACUGGCUGAUGAUGUACCGGGAGGUGGUGUCACAGGGUCAGGGAGUGCGGACGACAUGCGAAGAGAACUUGCAGAGAUUCAGGCACAAUCAAACCAAGUCACUGAUGAUUCUCUGGAGAGUACGAGGCGUAUGAUGCAGUUAUGUGAGGAGAGUAAAGAAGCGGGCAUCAACACCCUGGUCAUGUUGGAUGAGCAGGGAGAGCAGCUCGAUCGGAUAGAGGAGGGUAUGGAUCAAAUCAACAAAGACAUGAAGGAUGCUGAGAAAAAUUUGGAAGGCAUGGAGAAAUGCUGUGGACUGUGUGUGUUACCCUGGAAAAAAACAAAAAAUUUUGAAAAAGGUGGUGAAUAUGCAAAUAUUUGGAAGUCCUCUGAAGAUGGCAAAGUGAACACAGAUGGUCCACGUAUGAUUGUAGACUCCAGAAAUGGGGCCGGGCCCCAGGGGAGUUUUUUACCAGUAAUUACAAAAGAUGCUCGAGAGGAUGAGAUGGAGCAAAACUUGACAGAAGUCAGUGGCAUGCUGGGUAAUCUACGAAAUAUGGCUGUAGACAUGGGUAGUGAAAUUACUUCACAGAACAGACAAGUUGAGAGGAUCCAGUCAAAGGCUUCAUCAAACGAAGUGAGAAUCUGUGAGGCCAACAAAAGGGCUACAAAGAUCCUGAAGGAGAAUUAAACCUGUAUUCAUCAGCUCCAGUUUUUAUUUGAUGUUGCGUGCAUGAUCAUACUGGCUGGGGCGAAUAGGUCGGAUAUAAAGCAUGGACCAUGUGACAUUGAGGGACCAAUGAGAAUCACUGUGUACAUUCUACAGUUUGUGGUGACUAAACUAUGGCUUGGAAAAUAGAAAAAGACAAAUACCUAAUUGUGAUGUCUGUGGGGCUGAGCAUCAACACUGAAUAAUUUGUGACAGACAAAUGACAUCUCAAUAGGUCAAGCAGCUCCCUGGAAUCACUGGGAUAAUAUUGUGUCAAGAUAUUAAGUUAUCACAUAGUAAAGUAAUGCAUGAAAUUUAGGAGGAAAUUUUUUUUGUGAUUUAUCUCCUCUUGAUAAAUAAAUGUUUUACUACGCAUCAAUUAAAUAUAAAACUACUUUCGUUUAAAUUUAUUUGGCAUGACAACUGAACUUCUUCUCGAGUCUGACCCUGAUUACCUGAUAUAAACUUUUGAGGAAGGGGAUGGGCUUCUCAAAUAAAAUAUGGAGUUUGAACUUAUGACGGAUGAUCAUGAGAACUGAAUAAUUGAUUUUGCUAUCAUUCACUCUCUUUUGUAGCAGAUACAGUUAUUGGCUGAGAGAGGAUGAUUUUAAAUUUUUGUUGAAGCAUUAUCAUCUUCACAAUUUGGCACAAUUUAUGCUUUUCUAAGCUGUUAUGUUAUUGCCUUUUGUAGAAAAACAAGCACACUUGAUUUGAGCUUGCCUAGUGAAAUGUGCAAGAAUGUUGCUAAAGAUAAUCUGCAGAGCACUUCAAAUGAAUAUCGUUAUUUACAUUACAAAAGAUUUCCACGUCCCAAGAAAAAUAUUCAAGCUUCUUCUGUUUUCUGAGGAAAGCCUAAUAAUUUGAUUACGGUAGGCCUCAAUUUGGGCAAACAUACAUACAGUUGUUUUAUUUCAACACCAAAAUUCUUACUAAAUUUGAAGAUUGUAACAUUACUUUUAAGUCAAUUGUAAGGGUAAAUCUUUUUAUGAUUUUACAAAAGGAAUGUUGUAACACCUUUUUACCGGUUGAUAAAAAUGACAAAUUGUGAUACAUUUACUAAUAUGGAUAUUACAGUACACACCUUAGACUACAGAGUUGGACCAGAUAAUGCAAAGACUGUUAAGUCUACUUACAAUUGGAUCCAAAUUUCGUCUAGUUUGGACAUGAUGUACUGUAUAAAUUGGUUGUGCUGUCACUAUAAAAGUGUUACAACUAAUAAAAUCUCUAUUAAUUUUGGGAAAUGUAUUAAUUAGAUAAUUCAUGAAUUUCCCAUAGAUUACCAUGUUAUUUAUUGGAAGAUGAGACCCUUGUAUGGAAUGGAAAGUGUGUGUGCGUGUGUAUGUGUGUGGGUAGAAGUGAGUUUGAAUUUUUAGUGACUUUUGAUGACAGAGUGCAGUCCACAUUUUCAAGGACCCGGGAUCUACAAAAUACAAGAUCAUGUUUUGAUAACCAGUUCUAGUACACUAUUCUGCUUAUCUGACCAUGUGAUCUGGGACAUGCUCAUCAAUAACCGUGGUACAUAUACAAAAUAAGCAGCAGAUAAGCACAUAUGCAUGAUUUAAGUUUAAAGAUUUUUAGCUUGUAUUUUCAAGUUUUCUAUCCACAGUAUUAUUAUUUUGUUCAUCAGUGAAUUGUAAAUUAUAAAAUGUCUACGUAUUGUCUGGAAUAAGUUUUGGCCAAAAAAUGGGAAAGUUGAAGACAUUUCGAAGAAUAAACUUGUUAAAAUUGUUUUUAAUUGGGCAAUUUUUAAAUGAUUGAUUUUAAUCACAAUUUUGAAUUGUUUUUAAAUACGUUUUUUGUAUUAGCAUUUGUUGUUACAGAGGUCAGACAGUAUUGGUGAUCUUAACCACCGAGUCCUUGAUGAAGUUCAAUGUUAACAAAGAUUGUAACUGGCCUGUUUAUAAUGAUGUUACUGAAACAUUGUGUUCAUAUUAUCCACAAAGAAAUUAUCAUAAUACAUAUAGAGUAUAUAUUAUAUUCACAUUUUAUAUACAUCCACAUAAUGAUAUAUACAAGUUUACGUUAUACUUGUGCUCAGAAAUUCAUGUUUUCAAACGUGUAAUUUUGUAUUAUUGAUGUGUCUCUGUGAUGUGAUAAACAGAAUCCUACCCCGUUGAUAUUUAACACACAACUGUUCCAGAAGCUACAUACUUUGUAUUCUAAGGAGCACCAAGUUAUGUCACAAUUAUUUACAGGACUAUUUACAAAAGAAUCUGAUAUGUAAGUUAUGUAUGCAGCAACUGAUAAAAACUUACUUCAGGAACAAACGUGGAGGUCAAGGUCACUUACUGUUUAUAUCUAGAAUCAUGUAAAGAUACCUAAACAAAAAUUUAUAAAAAAAUGUGGUCUUGUGUUUUAAGGAUAUUUUCUAGUUUAUAUUUAGAAAACUUACACAUCGACUUGGUCUACGUCAGACUCUGACUUGGUCCAUGUUGGACAAUGAUUGGGUCUACGUUGGACAAUGAUUGGGUCUACGUUGGACUCUGACUUGGUCUACGUUGGACUGUGACUUGGUCUACGUUGGACUGUGACUUGGUCUACGUUGGACUCUGACUUGGUCGACGUUGGACUCUGAUUGGGUCUACGUCGGACUAUGAUCGGGUUUACAUUUGACACUGACUUGGUCUACAUUGGACUCUGACUUGGUCUAGGUCAGACUAUGAUUGGGUCUACAUUGGACACCAACUUGGUCUACGUUGGACUCUGAUUGGGUCUACGUCGGACUAUGAUCGGGUCUACAUUGGACACUGAUUUGGUCUACGUCAGACACUGACUUGGUCUACGUUGGACUAUGAUUGGGUCUAUGUUGGACUAUGAUCGGGUCUACAUUGGACACUAACUUGGUCUAUGUUGGACUCUGAUUAGGUCUAUGUCGGACUAUGAUCGGGUCUACAUUGGACACUGAUUUGGUCUACGUCAGACACUGACUUGGUCUACGUUGGACUAUGAUUGGGUCUAUGUUGGACUAUGAUCGGGUCUACAUUGGACACUAACUUGGUCUACGUUGGACUAUGAUUGGGUCUAUGUUGGACUAUGAUCGGGUCUACAUUGGACACUAACUUGGUCUACGUUGGACUAUGAUUGGGUCUAUGUUGGACUAUGAUGGAGUCUAUGUUGGACUAUGAUCGAGUCUACAUUGGACACUGAUUUGGUCUACGUCAGACACUGACUUGGUCUACGUUGGACUAUGAUUGGGUCUAUGUUGGACUAUGAUCGGGUCUACAUUGGACACUGAUUUGGUCUACGUCAGACACUGACUUGGUCUACGUUGGACUCUGAUUGGGUCUAUGUUGGACUAUGAUCAGGUCUACAUUGGACACUAACUUGGUCUACGUUGGACUAUGAUUGGGUCUACGUUGGACUAUGAUUGGGUCUAUGUUGGACUAUGAUCGGGUCUACAUUGGACACUAACUUGGUCUACGUUGGACUAUGAUUGGGUCUACGUUGGACUAUGAUUGGGUCUACAUUGGACACCAACUUGGUCUACGUUGGACUCUGAUUGGGUCUAUGUUGGACUAUGAUCAGGUCUACAUUGGACACUAACUUGGUCUACGUUGGACUAUGAUUGGGUCUACGUUGGACUAUGAUUGGGUCUAUGUUGGACUAUGAUCGGGUCUACAUUGGACACUAACUUGGUCUACGUUGGACUAUGAUUGGGUCUAUGUUGGACAAUGAUGGAGUCUAUGUUGGACUAUGAUCGAGUCUACAUUGGACACUGAUUUGGGCUUUUGGUCUACGUCAGCCUGACUUUGUCUACAUAAUAUUGUGGACAGCUUAUACCAAAAAUAAUGUCUUGGAAAUGUGUACAGUGAUUUUUAAGAUUAUAAUGUUUCGUAGAUGAAGUGAUACAUGUAUUUUGUUUAGUUAAUUUUGGGGUGAAGUGUUUAACUAGAUUAACUGUAAUUCAUGUAGCUGGUUAGAUAAUUUACAACCUAAUAGAACAGUAGCGACAGGUUUUGUGAAAGCAUUUAAAAUUAAAUCAAUUUUCUCAUAUCAUUAGUGUACUCUGCUGUCAUUACAUUUUCAUCGUUAACAUUCAUUUUGGGUUUUUUAAAUGAUUUAUGCUGAAUUGUGUCUAAUCACAGCUACUGUUGUUCUCGACUUUGUUCAGCAUGCUUUCUUCGCUAAUAAUACUCAGAUGGCAGAUAAAAAGCACAUUCCUUGAUAAUGUAACGAGUGUUUUUGUCAUAAAAGUGCAUUCUCUAUCUUCACAUCAUUAAAAUAAGUAGAUGACCUUGAGGGUAAGAUUCACCUAGAGACAGGUUGGAGAUUUAAUCAAUUUCUGUUUAUUGUUGAUGGUUUAUUAUAUAAUUAACAGUCAAAAGUUGAUACGUUAAUUUACUUCACUUUCUGGAAACGUUAAUUUACUUCAGUUUCUGGAAUAGCCCAGAAGGGUUUGACUAUCUGUAUUGGAUUUUUUGUCCGUGUGAUUGAUAUUAACUGUGCAGACAAAAACAUCUUACGGCUUGAUCAGGACACUUUCUGGACAAUGUACAGAACUAACAUACUGACAUAACAUGUAUAUUGAAUUGUGGUGAGUCACAAGCAUUUAAAUGUCUUCAAAGUUGUGUCACAAUAUUGUGAAUUAAAAGUUGGUAUAUUACGACACAAUCCCUAAGGAACUACACCAGUCUUCAGAUAGGAACAAGUGACAUUUCUCCAUAUUUCAAAUUUCGUUGAAAUAAGUAACACCCUUAAUAUUAUCUAUAAAAAUAAUUUUUUAUCAUUGAUUGAAAUCCAGAAAAAAUGCACACGGUAUAAAGCAAAUUAUCAUGAUAUGAAGAGAGAGAUAGCAAAUACCAGCAGGCUUAUAGGGUUGGCUCGAUUGAAUCAUUGGACAAAUGUCCAGUUCAUAGGUUGUGCCAGCGAUAUAUACAGUAUAUGUUAAACCAGUGAACUAUACAAAUCAGGCAGGCCCGUUUGCCACAAUUUUGUAAUUCUUCCUUUCUAAAUCUUCUGUAUGUUUAAGUGAUGGGCAUUCAUUUUAAUUUCCGCGGAAUUCAGAUUUAUUUCUAAAUGCCGAUAUAUCGAGAUCACAUAUUAAGAUUUAGAGGAGAUAUGUAGAAAUGUCGCUUUGACUGACCUGCAGUUUUUGGUCAGACAUUUUCUUUCUAAGUACAAAUUAUAACUUUAUUAAGAUGUUAUGUUUUUCAAUGUAUAAUUCACCAUUUUCUUGAUCAAUAAAUUUGGUUAUACAGAAAA